Messenger RNA from Patella vulgata (common limpet), 7037 nucleotides. Its product is annotated as transcription initiation factor TFIID subunit 1. The record is from RefSeq and is a predicted model, not a curated record. Gene Ontology annotation, biological process: transcription by RNA polymerase II; RNA polymerase II preinitiation complex assembly. Bases 240 to 5960 code for a protein of 1906 amino acids. Gene Ontology annotation, molecular function: RNA polymerase II general transcription initiation factor activity; RNA polymerase II general transcription initiation factor binding; histone acetyltransferase activity. NCBI's taxonomy places the organism in Eukaryota, Metazoa, Mollusca, Gastropoda, Patellidae. Gene Ontology annotation, cellular component: transcription factor TFIID complex. The transcript has 42 exons.
UCAAAUGGCGGCGAUUUCACUCAAUUUUCUGAAUUGCUCGGCAAUAUGCAAUCGUUUCAGUAUAUAAACCAUGCUAUUUCUCUGUUUUGUGAAUGUCCAAUUUUCAUUUAUUCAGCAAAAACACCCAAAUUAAUUGUGUGAAAUGUUCAUAAUGCCCACACCACAUGGCGUAGCUAUAAGGCGACCUAAAUAAUGUAAAUAGGACAAUUUUUGUUGACGAUUAAUUUCUGAGAUUAAAGAUGAAUUGUCUGGAUGAUCAUGAUGGGGAUCAUCAUCCGGAUGAUCAUCACUCAUCUAGUCAAGACCAGGCUGUCUCAUCUCUCACUGGAUUCUUGUUUGGUAAUAUUGAUAAGAAGGGAGAAUUGGAAGAAGAUUUUCUGGAUGAGGAAUCCAAGAGACAUCUGGGAUCGUUGAACUCAUUAGGUGGUUUACAGUCGAUGGUAAGGGAGAUAACUGAAGAAGCACAGCCUGGUUCUGAAAGUCAGUCUGAAGACACAGAUUAUGAUGCCAAGUCACCAACAGCUGUGGAUUUUUCUGAUAUAACUGAAUGCGUUGAAGAAUCAGCUGAAGAUAUCAGGAUUCGAGAAGCUAUGGGAGGAUUCUCCAUGCAUAAAGCAGAGGAUGAAGAUGAUUAUGAUGACGAAUCAUCUGAUAGGAAACUGAUGCCACCUCCAGCAUGGCUACCGCUACACAAUCAAUGUCCAACAGAUGGUUUAACACCUUCUCAUACUCUGGAUUCAUCUGGACAAAAAACGCCCAUAUCUUCUAAUGAUGACGGGUCACCGUCUAAAAACGCUCCACUCGCUAACAUGUUACCACCAGAAAUGAUGUCUGUAGAUGUCACCAAACUCUUUCCUGAAUUCAGACCAAAUCAGGUUUUGCGAUUUUCCCGUCUCUUCAAACCUCAUCAUGUACAUCACCUGUAUAAAAGAAAGAAGAAGAAAAAGGAAGAUGAGGCGAAGACUAAAACCGACGGAGCGCCAGACGAUGUUAAAAUAAAAGAAGAAAAGAAAGAGGAGGCUGUUAUUAAAGUUGAAGCAGAAGUUCCUACUGAUCAAGUUGUUCAAGAAACGACAACCAGUGAUGUUCAGAUUAAGGAAGAGCCACUGGAUGAAGAAGGUGGAAAGGAAUCUCAUCAUAGUCCUGAUAGCGGUAUAGAAGAAACGUGUGAUGACGAUUGGGACUUGAAGUUAAAUCUUGGUCGUCCAGCCUUACCUGAAGAAUGUGAAAGUGACGAUGAGGAAUUAAUGUUGAAAGCUACGGAAGCGAUAUCGUCUAGAAAUAAACAAGACGGGGGGAAGGAUGGUGAACAGUCAUACAAUCUGGCGCCAUGGCGAUACGGACCAGCUCAAUAUUGGUAUGAUAAAAUGGACGUAGAUGAAACUGGUGAAGGGUUCGACUAUGGUUUUAAACUGAAAGAGGAGAAAAAAGAAGUAGAUGAGGAAGAGAUAAAGCAAGAGAUAAAGGAAGAUCCAGAUAAACCCCAGAUGGAGUUUCCUGAUGAAGCUUUUCUCAUGAUAACACAGGUUCAGUGGGAAGAUGAUAUUAUAUGGAAUAGCGAGGAGGCGAAACAAAGAGUUUUACAGUCACAUAAAGCCAAGGCAGCGGCUGCUGGUUGGAUACCCAGUACUAAUAGUAGAACGGCAGUACAGUUCUCACAGUUGAAUCGUUAUCCUAAUGGAGGAUUAAUACAAAAAGCUGGUCCACUUGGUUCAAUGCAUAAAUCGUUCCUACCUGGACAAAAAGAAAUCGAUACUAAAGCAGAAACAUGGUAUUCUAUAUUUCCUAUUGAAAAUGAAGAUUUAGUUUAUGGGAAUUGGGAAGAUAACAUUAUCUGGGACCCAGAGAAUAUGGAUCGUAUACAGAGUCCACCUGUAUUAACAUUGGAUCCUAACGAUGAAAAUAUUAUAUUGUCAAUACCUGAAGACAGAGAUCCUAAUCAACCUGAUGAACCCGCUAAAAAAGAAAAGGAAUUAAAGAAGUCUAAGAUAUUGCUGGGUAAAGCAGGAAUCAUAAAAGAAGAAGAUGAAGAUAAAGAUGAGGAUGAGUUAUCUGUUCAGACUAAAGAUCCGUUCAAUCUAUCUAAUGAUGAAUAUUAUAAUCCUAAAAUAAUGGACAAUGCUUUACGUUCGAAUAUUGGUGGUGUUCUAAUACAGCAUUCAACACCAGCGGUAGAACUGAGGCAGCCAUAUUUCCCUACGCAUAUGAGUGCAGUUAAACUACGUCAAUUCCAUCGUCUACAUUUGAAGAAAUAUUCCCAUGGUGCAAUGGCUGAAGGUGGCAUACGACCAGUACUACCUCUACUUAAACAAAUUAAACGCAAAGCAAAGAUGAGAGAACAGGAGAGAUUAGCGUAUGGUGGUGGUGAAAUGUUCUUUAUGAGAACACCUCAAGAUCUUACGGCUAUGGAUGGGGAAAUCAUUCUCUGUGAAUUUUCUGAAGAGUAUCCACCAUUGAUGAUGCAAGUUGGCAUGGCAACCAAGAUAAAGAACUACUACAAAAGGAAACCUGGUAAAGAUUCCAAUCCUCCUCAGUUUCCAUAUGGAGAACUAGCGUAUGCUCAUACAUCCCCGUUCCUUGGAGCCAUACAGCCAGGUGUAUGUAUACAGGCACUUGAAAAUAACAUGUUCCGCGCUCCGAUAUAUGAACAUAACUUUCCUUCUACAGAUUUUCUAGUCAUCAGAAACAGACAAAAUUUUUAUAUCCGUGAAGUAGAUGGAUUAUAUUGUGUUGGUCAGGAAUGUCCUUUAUAUGAAGUACCUGGUCCUAAUUCUAAAAGAGCCAAUAAUUUUGUUAGAGAUUUCCUUCAGGUAUUUAUUUAUCGAUUAUUUUGGAAAAGUCGAGAUAAUCCUAAACGAAUUAAGAUGGAGGAUAUAAAGAGAGCAUAUCCAUCUCAUUCAGAAAGUAGUAUUAGAAAAAGAUUAAAACUUUGUGCAGAUUUUAAAAGAACAGGUAUGGAUAGCAAUUGGUGGGUUAUAAAACCAGACUUCAGAUUACCAACAGAAGAAGAAAUCCGAGCGAUGGUAUCACCUGAACAAUGUUGUUCUUAUUAUAGUUUGAUAGCUGCUGAACAAAGGUUAAAGGAUGCAGGUUAUGGAGAAAAGUCAAUGUUUGCACCAGAAGAAGAUAACGAGGAGGAAACUCAGAUGAAAAUAGAUGAUGAGAUCAGAACAGCUCCAUGGAAUACAACCCGAGCCUAUAUAUCGGCCGUAAAAGGUAAAUGUCUGCUCAAGUUAUCCGGGGUAGCUGAUCCGACAGGCUGCGGAGAAGGAUUCUCAUAUGUUAAAGUGCCCAAUAAACCCCAGCCUAAAGAAGCCGAAGCCAGGGACACUCCCGUUAAAAGAACGGUCACAGGUACAGAUGCUGAUUUAAGACGUCUGAAUUUGAAGGAUGCCAAAAAUAUGUUACGCAAGUUCGGACUGGCUGAAAGUGAUAUAAAGAAAUUAUCGCGAUGGGAGGUUAUAGAUGUUGUAAGAACGAUGUCAACACAACAAGCUAAAGCUGGAGCUGAAGCUGGUAUGAGUAAGUUCGCUAGAGGUAACAGAUUCUCUGUAGCUGAGCACAUGGAAAGAUAUAAAGAAGAAUGUCAAAGAAUAUUUGAUUUACAAAACAGAGUUCUAGCAUCAACAGAAGUUUUAUCAACCGAUGAUGAGUCCACAUCUGGUGAAGAUUCUGAUUUUGAAGAAAUGGGUAAAAAUAUUGAAAGUAUGUUAUCGAACAAGAAAACUAGUACUCAGUUAAGUAGAGAAAGAGAAGAGGCAGAAAGACGAGAGUUACGUCAGAUGGUGAUGGGAGGAUUCGAUCGUGAUAAGGAUAAAAAUAAAAAUGAUAAUAGAAAAAAUGAUGAUGAAGAUUCUAUGCAAGGAUUGGGUGGUGGUGGAUUAAAGUUAAAGAUAACACGAACAUUUAAAGACGAAACAGGGAAGGAAUAUACAAGAACGGAAAUAGUACGAAAACCUUUAGUUAUAGAAACCUACGCUCGAAUACGUCAGACUAAAGAUCCAAUGUUUAUAAAACAGUUUGCAGCUUUAGAUGAUCAACUGAAGGAUGAAAUGAGGAAAGAAAGAAGGAGGAUACAAGAACAGUUACGUCGAAUAAAACGUAAUCAAGAGAAACCACAGAUGCCUCAACCUCCACCUAAAAAAAAGAAAAAGAAAGAAAAUCUGUCCCUCAAGGUAAUGAAAUGUGGUGCAUGUGGUGCUAUGGGUCACAUGAGAACGAAUAAAGAAUGUCCGAUGUAUAACAAGACAGGUGGUUCCACAGCACCGGUACAGGUUGCCAUGACUGAAGAACAGGAAGAAGAAGAAGAGAAGAAUUUACCGAUUGCUGAUCAGGAACUUAUCAACGUAGAAGGAACCAAAAUUAAACUCUCUAAAAAUCUCCUGGUUCAUGCUGAAAGUUUAAAGAGGAAAUCUCUGUUAUUAAAAUUCCCCAAACAAAAUGUAGAGAGCAAGAAGAAGAGAAGAAUUGGAACAGUUAUACAUUGUGAUUAUCUAAAGAAACCGAAACAGUCAUCCAACAGAAGACGAACGGAUCCAUUAGUAACUUUAUCAACUAUAUUUGAAAGUGUACUUAAUGAACUUAGAGCUAUACCCAAUACCCAACCAUUUUUAUUUCCUGUAAAUCCAAAAGAAGUACCUGAUUAUUAUCGUGUUGUGAGAAAACCCAUGGAUUUACAGUCAAUUAGAGAGAAUGUGAGAAAUAAGAAAUAUCGAUCAAGAGAAGAUUUUUUAGCUGAUAUAAAUCAAAUUGUAGAGAACAGUAAAAUGUAUAAUGGUCCAAGACAUACGUUAACUGUGACAUCACAGAUGAUGGUAGAUCAUGUGUUAAAAAGAUACGCAGAGAAAGAACAGAAGUUGAUGAGAUUAGAGGCAGCCAUCAACCCAUUAUUAGACGCGAACGACCAGAAAGCUUUAUCUUAUAUCUUUACUCAUAUUGUAGACCAGAUUAAAACAGUUGAAAAUUCUUGGCCAUUCCAACACCCGGUCAACAAGAAACAGAUUAAAGAUUAUUAUGAAAUCGUCAAGAACCCAAUGGAUUUCGCAACCUUAGCAAAGAACUGUGAACGUCAUAAAUACCAUAAUCGUGAUGAAUUUAUUGAGGAUGUGGAGUUGAUCUACACGAAUAGUUUGACAUAUAAUGGUGCUAAUAGUACAUUCACUGCCGCUGGUCGCAAAAUUGUAGAAAUAGCAAAAAAUAAUAUUCAAGAGAGUGAUGAUCAUAUCAAUUCUUUAGAAACAGCUAUUAGAGGUCGUCAUGAAGCUCAGUUAGAAUAUGCUGAUACUGAUAGUGUUAUAACAGGAUCUCUUAAUCCGGAUGAUAGUAUGCUUGAUAAUGAGAGUAUGGAUGGUGAGAUGAGAGAUAUCGGAGAUGAUGAUUUUGGUGGACCAAGUACAUCAAGACAGGCUAGUGUGCAUGAGGAUUCUGAUUCUGAAUUUGUUGAUAUAGAAAAUGAGGAUAAUAAUAUAGAUAAUAACUAUAGUCAGGGUGAUAGUUCUAUGGCGGAGAAUGAUGAUGAAUUAGCUAAAGAUCUACAGAUGACCGAUAAUGAGGAAGAACCAAGUGAUCUGGGUGGUGAAUGGGAAGAAAAACAAGAUCCAUUAGGUAAACUAAGUGACAGUGAAGAGGAGAGUGGAGGGGAUGGUGAGGGACAACAAUAUUACGAGGAGACGGAAGAGAACCAGGAUUACGUGGUGGAAGAUCAACAAUAUUAUUCCGUGGACAAUGAGUUCUCUCAGCAACAAGUCUCUGAGGUUCAAGACUUUGACGAAAAUAGUUUUGAUCCUACAGAGUUCUUUAUGAACAGCGCCUUAGCUCAGCAAGCAGCCCAGGGUCAGGAACAAACCGAUAUCGGAGGCGAUCUCCAAGUUUCUGAAUCAGACAGUGAUGGCGAUGACUUUGAACCAAUUCCUACGCAAAAUCAGGCCACGGAAGGUUUUGAUUUGGACGAAUACAUGUGACCAUAAGGAGUGGUUAAUGUGAAUCAAUUACAAAUAGUAGCACAUUUAAUCAUAGUGUGAAAUGGUGGUUAAUUUAUUGAUGUGAAGUGUAAUUCUUAUAGGGUAUUGGUGAAGAAUGAAAGAUUAUAUUGGUGUGGCCUAAGCUUUAUAAGCCUUUAGGAGACCUGUUAAAAAGGCAAACUUUAAAGAAAGUGGUCCCGAAAGAAAGUGGUCCAUAAUCAGGACCUUGUCUCACCACAAAAAACCUAAAUCAUUUACAUAAUAGCAAUGUAUUUAAGAUAAAAAAAGAAUUGUGGAGCCCCUGCUGAAUGUGAGGUCUAUAUUAUGUUUUGCUUAUGCCUAAAUUGUCUGUGGAAACAGCUGUUAAAUUUAAAAUUGUAAACAUUCCCAAUAAAUUAAGAUGGCACCAUUGAAUGCCUUAGUCAUCAACAGUGCUAGAUGUAUAGACUAACUGCUGAACCUGUAUUAACACACUGAGAUUCUAGAUAUCCUGAUGUCUUUAACCCUAUAGUGAUUCGUGAACAUGGGGUUACAUCGGACAAAUCAUCAUUACUGUAUGAACUAACAAAGUCUAUGCUGGUUGAUAGUGUCCUGUUUAUCUGAACCUGGGUUGAAGGAAACUGCAAAGGUGCUUUCCUUUGAACAAAUUAUAUCCAGGAAAUAAUUAUUCUGUGAACUAACCAAGUCGACACUGGUUGAUAAUGUGUCUUUGUGAAACCUGUAAAAUUUAGGUAUCAUAUUGCUAAAGAUGCAUUAUGUAAGAUUAUGAAGCCAAAAUAAAGACCUACAAUAGGCAGAUUUAGCUCUUACAUGACGCAUCAUUAAUGUCGAUGAACUACUGCAUGGUUCAUGUGGAUCCAGGAACUACUGCACAGUUUACAAGGUUGUCAGCAAGGCUCUGGUUUAACUCAUAUUUGUCUGGGUGAAAUUGACUGGCUGCAAAAUUUAUCUGUCAGUCAAUUCUCAUGCCAUAAAAUUAGAAUUUCUCAGAAUUAAACUUUGAUAUAGAUUUCGUUAAUUACAUAAUAUAUCGAUACUGAUGUAAAUAUAUGUAUAAUAAAACAAAUAUAGUUUGUA